AUGCUCGCUCCGGUCAUCAGAAAUAGAAUAGGGGUACGUGCCCUUUGCCAACCUCACAUUGUUCUUUCAAAAAGAUUCGCUUCCCAGAAAGCCCCAAGAGGCGUUCCUUCGGACCAAGUUGGGCUCCCAGUGAGAUUCUACAUCCCACCAUCUUAUGCCAGUUACCCAAGCAUUUUACAAAGCCCUAUGGGAUGGGUGAGACUCGUGGCUAGAAGAGUAUACAACUUUGGGCGUAAUACUGCACAAAUUGGGUUUGCAAGAUUUUCCGGAGGUUUCAAGCCAGAGUUUUUACUAUGGAAAAAUGAGGCGGUCGAUAUUUUCGUCAAGGUUAACAAGGCAUUCGCUAAAAGAAAAAUAGAAUCGGUAAAGGAUACUUUGACCAUCUGGAGUAGAGUGCCACUUCUUAAAAGACAAGAAACUUUGCCAGGGAGUUUUGAAUUCGAUUGGAAAUUGGUCAAAUUGCUCAACCCUCCUAAAUUGGAAGUGUUCUUACCAUACGCUUUGCCAGGUCAACCAUUAGACAAAGUGUUGAUCAUUUACAAAUUCAAUUCCAUUCAAAGAUUGAUCAAGUUAAAUAAAAAAACACAAGAAGUCUCCACCAGCGAUGACACAAUAGAAAACCACUUGGCGUUUGUCGUUGACUUGAAUACCAACAAGUUGAAAUUAUGUGGAUCUACAUUCGAAAGCAGUGUGGAUGAAUCUAUUGACGUUGUUCAACCAAAGAAUUCAGGUACAGUGAUGAAGAUUCAAGGUGACAUUUUCAGAGUGAAUGAUAAUGCUUUGAAAGAAUCUAUGGAUUUGGGUAUAUAA
Messenger RNA from Saccharomycopsis crataegensis, 810 nucleotides. It is a transcript of the gene MBA1, whose product is annotated as Mba1p. Gene Ontology annotation, cellular component: mitochondrial inner membrane. Lineage: Eukaryota; Fungi; Ascomycota; Saccharomycetes; Ascoideales; Saccharomycopsidaceae. The transcript has a single exon. Gene Ontology annotation, biological process: protein insertion into mitochondrial inner membrane from matrix. The coding region runs from base 1 to 810 and encodes 269 amino acids. The record is from RefSeq and is a predicted model, not a curated record.